This is a messenger RNA of Gaeumannomyces tritici R3-111a-1, 234 nucleotides long. RefSeq lists its product as hypothetical. The transcript is spliced from 2 exons. The coding region runs from base 1 to 234 and encodes 77 amino acids. The record is from RefSeq and is a predicted model, not a curated record. NCBI's taxonomy places the organism in Eukaryota, Fungi, Ascomycota, Sordariomycetes, Magnaporthales, Magnaporthaceae.
AUGAAUUUAAAAAAUCGGUUGGAAAGCAAACCAGUAAUGGAAACUUUGAACGGCCAGGAACCCGAAUCGGCGGCGUUUUCAAGGUCGAACGUAAAUAAAAAUGUUCUUUUUGCCGUCCAAAGCAAUUUCUUCGGGUCGAAAUCGGCGGUUAAAAAGGAUUCCAGCACCGUUAUAUACAUUUGGUCCAAUGCCGUUCUUGCCUUGGCAAGCAAGCGCUCGGUGGACGCUAAAUAA